Molecule: messenger RNA, 1086 nt
Organism: Syzygium oleosum
Lineage: Eukaryota; Viridiplantae; Streptophyta; Magnoliopsida; Myrtales; Myrtaceae
Product: receptor-like protein 43
Exons: 1
Coding region: 1-1086 (361 amino acids)
Molecular function (GO): protein binding
Source: RefSeq, a predicted model, not a curated record
AUGGCAUCCCCAAAGGUAUUGAAUUUGCGAAAUAACCAGUUGAGUGGCUAUAUUCCGCAAAACAUCCCGGCAACAUGUGGUUUGAAGAUAUUGGAUAUUAGUGAGAAUUUCUUGCAAGGCCAGAUUCCGUUGUCAUUGGCAAAUUGCAUGACAUUGGAGAUUGUGAACCUCGGCAACAAUCAAAUAGACGGGGCAUUUCCAUGCCAUUUCCAGGCAAUAUCGAGUCUUCGUGUCCUUGUUUUACGAUCCAACAAAUUGCACGGGGAAAUUAGAUGUCCGCAUAGUCCCAGCACCUGGCAAAUGCUUCAAAUCAUUGACCUAUCUUCCAACAAUUUCAGCAACACAUUGCCUAUGAGUCUCCUCGCAUCUUUGGAGGCUAUGAAGGCCAACGUAGACUUCAAUCAUUUUCUGUAUGAGUUAUUCCAAUUAAUGGAUAUCUAUUAUCAAGAUACAGUGAGUGUAACCUUCAAAGGUCUGAAGCUAGAACUCGUCAAGAUUCUGACUAUUUUCACGUUGAUCGACUUCUCGGGCAAUAGAUUGGAGGGUCCAAUACCAGACACACUUGGAGAUCUCAAAGCACUUUAUUUCCUCAACCUAUCGCAUAAUGUCAUCUCAGGUUCAAUUCCUCCUGUUUUAGGGAAUCUAGAUAAGCUGGAGUCGUUGGACCUAUCAUGGAACUACCUCAAUGGAACCAUACCGGGUCAACUUGCGAAUCUUAAUUUCCUUUCGUUCCUGAACCUCUCAAACAAUCAACUUGUGGGAAGCAUCCCGAUAAGGGGACAAUUUCUCACGUUUUCCAAAAGUUCCUUCGAAGGAAACCUUGGAUUGUGCGGGCUUCAGCUCAACAAAAGUUGCUCAACUACAAUGAAUGGGACAGAAGAAGUGGGUAGUGUUUCAACUCAAAGCAACACAGAUGAUGAUGUCGACAAUGAUGAUAUCAAGAAGAAGUGGUUUUACAUGGGCAUACCAUUUGGAUUCGUGGUUGGCUUCUGGGUAUUUUGUGGUCCCAUAGUGUUUAUAAGAUCAUGGAGGUUUGCUUAUUAUCGAUUAUGGGAUAAAGUGCUGUUUAGACACUCACGUCCAUGA